Laetiporus sulphureus 93-53 is the source of this 465-nucleotide messenger RNA. RefSeq lists its product as uncharacterized. NCBI's taxonomy places the organism in Eukaryota, Fungi, Basidiomycota, Agaricomycetes, Polyporales, Laetiporaceae. The transcript is spliced from 5 exons. The record is from RefSeq and is a predicted model, not a curated record. Bases 1 to 465 code for a protein of 154 amino acids.
AUGUCGCAGCCACAGCCAGGAUUCAAUGGACGGCAUCCUCUUGCGGUUGUCUUUCUUCUGCACAUCGCGCUCGAAGCCCCGCUUGCGGUGCAGGGCCUGUGGAAUCCCGCGUCCCUGCCGUUCCUUCAGAUGACGAAUACCACGCUCGUGGUGAUCAAGCUGUACUCUGCACUUGCGGCGGGCCUCUGCAUCGCGUCUCUGCUCGUGUUCGCUCUACCUGAGUUCCUCCCAGGGAAACGCGCGCUGGGCAUGGGGCUCUGCUUCUACCACGUCUCAUGCUCCACCAUCCUCUUCAACGCGCCACGCUUUAUCCCAUACUCCUUCGGGGCCUUUGCGGAGUCGUAUCGCGCCACUCCCGAAGUCGUCUGGGGCACGCUGCACGGCAUCGUCGGCCUCACGAUGGCGUUCUGGUGGCAGGCGACCGUGGCCAUGACCAGUGCGCUUGCGCGGCAAAAGACGCAAUGA